AUGUUAGAGAAUAAGCAUCCCUAUAUGGCCUGUUUGAAAGGUAUAUUCUCUGAGAGGAAGGCCCUGAGGGGAGAUGAAACUGUGGUGCUAACCAAGGAGUGUAGUGCACUAGUGCAAAAGAAGCUCCCACAGAAAUUGCCAGAUCCCGGAAGCUUCUUGAUUCCCUGUACUAUAGGGACCAUCACACUUGAGAAAGCACUGUGCGACCUUAGAUCAAGCAUAAAUCUGAUGCUUCUCUCUGUGAUGAAGAAGCUGAGAAUCCAAGAGGCGCAACCUGCAAGGAUCUUACUGGAGAUGGCAGACAAGUCCCUGAAGCGGGCAUACGAAGUAGUGGAAAACGUCUUUGUAAAAGUUGAAGACCUUUACCUCCCUGUAGACUUCGUGAUACUUGACACUGGAGAGGGAAAAGAUGACUCCAUCAUCCUGGGAAGGCCAUUCCUAACUACUGAGAGAGCCUUGAUUGAUGUAGAGAGAGGAGAGCUAGUCCUGAGGAUACAUGAGGACCAUUUGCUAUUCAAAAUCCCUAAGCCUCAACCUCUCUCAGACAAAGGUGGUACUAGCAUGUAG
This is a messenger RNA of Arachis ipaensis, 567 nucleotides long. RefSeq lists its product as uncharacterized. Lineage: Eukaryota; Viridiplantae; Streptophyta; Magnoliopsida; Fabales; Fabaceae. The record is from RefSeq and is a predicted model, not a curated record.